This is a messenger RNA of Gastrolobium bilobum, 1335 nucleotides long. RefSeq lists its product as uncharacterized. Lineage: Eukaryota; Viridiplantae; Streptophyta; Magnoliopsida; Fabales; Fabaceae. The record is from RefSeq and is a predicted model, not a curated record. The transcript has 2 exons. The coding region runs from base 1 to 1335 and encodes 444 amino acids.
AUGGCAACUCCCAAUCCACCACCAGAGGAUAAAUUGAUGGAGUCAAUCCUUGCUUCUCUUUUCACAAGACCAAAUUCUAGCAUCGUCGGACCACCAAUUGUUGCCAACAAUUAUGCUAUCCAUCCAUCACUGAUAUCCUUGGUGGAGAAAACUCUAUUUGGUGGGGAAGAUUACGAAGACCCCCAUGAUUUCAUGGACAGAUUUAUAAGAAUUUGUGAUACAACCAAGCACCACGGGAUAUCAGAUGAAGCAAUUAGACUCAGGUUAUUCCCUUUUGCUGUAACAAGGAAGACUCACAGAUGGUUGGAUAGACAGGCUCCCAACAGUAUCAGAACAUGGGAUGAGUUGUCGGCCAAGUUCUUUGCUGAGCACGUUUCCAUGGAGAAAUACAAUAAGUUGGUUAAUGAAAUUACCAACUUCACUCAACAGCCAGGAGAAACUCUAUGUGCAGCUUGGACCAGAUUCCAAGAACUGAUCAGAAAGUGCCCCCAGUAUGAUUUGCCAGACGGGAAGAAAGUCAGGGUCUUUUACAAUGGGAUGACACCAGAUUCCAGAAUGGUUUUCAAUGGUGCAGCUGCUGGAACCAUAAGGAAGAAGACAACAACUCAAACUUUAGAGCUAAUUGACUAUAUGACAAAGAAUGAGAAUGCAUCUAUGGCAGUUCAACCAAGAAAGGGACUUCUUCAAUUGGGGAAUAAUGAUGUUGUGUUAGCCGAACAUAAGGUUAUAUCUCAACAGCUCGCCAGUAUGAAUGCUAAGUUGGACAAGAUGCAAGUUUCUACAGCUCAAAACUUCCAGAGGAACAAGAACAACGCUCCAGGGAACAACUUUCAAAGGGGAGUUCAAGGGGGAGGUUUGGAUUUCAAAUCCAACAAUUACUUACAACCUCCUCCUAUUCCACAUAAGGAGCCGUUUGGAUUGGAGAAAGUGAUGCUGCAGCUUUCUAAAACCACCAAUGACCAUAUCCAGACCACUGAUACUUUCAUAAAUGAGACAAGAGCCUAUCAUAAGAAUCAAGAUGCUUUUAUCCGAAACUUGGAGAAUCAGAUAGGCCAAUUGUCUAGGCAGCUUGUUGAGAGAAAUCAAGGCCAAUUUCAGAGUAACACCAUAGUCAAUCCGCGAGAAGACUGCAAGUCAAUUGUUACAAGGAGCGGAAUUGUGAUUACUCCUCAAGAAAAGCCAAAGGUGGUUCAGAAAAAGAAAGCUGACGAACCAGUAAUUGAACUAGAGCAAAAAAGAGAGGAGGAAACAUCUGCAAGCGAGAAAGAAGAGCCUGCUAAAAAAGAAAAAGGAGAGGCAAAGGAGAAAGCUGUAGAGACUCCAAAGAAGCAAUGA